Messenger RNA from Benincasa hispida (wax gourd), 2118 nucleotides. Its product is annotated as RNI-like superfamily protein. Lineage: Eukaryota; Viridiplantae; Streptophyta; Magnoliopsida; Cucurbitales; Cucurbitaceae. Gene Ontology annotation, cellular component: SCF ubiquitin ligase complex. The record is from RefSeq and is a predicted model, not a curated record. Gene Ontology annotation, molecular function: protein binding. Gene Ontology annotation, biological process: SCF-dependent proteasomal ubiquitin-dependent protein catabolic process.
GGUAGUUGUUAAAAAACCGAACCACCGAUCGAAAUGCUUAGAACAAUCAACACUCAAAAUUUAUUCUCUACAAAAUCCUGUAGGAUAGCUGGAGCCUGCCCCCGAUCUCUUCGCUUUCGCUACCCUUUUUCUGUAGUUGUUCUUCUUCUUUGAUAUUUAUAUACCAGGUACAAAUUUUGUAGACAGCGAUAUAUUUUUGGGGCGAACUUGAAUCCAAUUCAAUGUCCCUUUCUCCAUAAAUAUCUAUCCUAUUUUCCUAUUCUCUUUUUCCCACAACCCAAUUUGAAUUUCCCUUCCACUUUUAAUUGGAAUCUGAAGGAAACUGGUUCUAACCGUCUCAGUUCUGAUCGUUAUCCCUUCUCCAUUUCUGGGUCCUUCGUCUUUUCAGGCACCCAUCAUGGAGAAGUUUCCUUUAACUUGAGGACUUAUGUUAGCAGUCAAUAGUUUUCUUAUGUGAUGCACACAUUGUUUGACGUUGAUGAAAGUUGAAACCAAGUUUGGACUAUGACAAAGUUUCUUGUUACAAUGGAUAGUUUACCAGAAGUAUUGAUUUGGGAGAUAUUGAACAGAGUUAAGAAAACAAGUGACAGAAAUUCUUUGGCAUUGUCAUGUAAGCGCCUUCAUAGUUUGGACAAAGAAAACAGACACUUCCUUCGAGUUGGUUGUGGAUUAGACCCUGCAGAUGAAGCUUUGACAUCUCUGUGUCUUAGGUUUCCCAAUUUAGUACGAAUCGAGAUCACGUAUUCGGGUUGGAUGUCGAAACUAGGGAAGCAAUUGGAUGAUCAUGGACUUUUCAUCCUCUCCAAUCAUUGUCCAUCUCUAACUGAUCUCACCUUAAGCUAUUGCACGUUCAUCACUGAUGUUGGACUUCGGAAUUUAACUUCAUGCUACAAGCUUUCGGCUCUGAAGCUGAAUUUCACCCCAAGAAUCACUGGCUGUGGCAUAUUCUCUAUUGCUGUUGGAUGCAAAAACCUCACCGUUCUCCAUCUGAUCCGAUGUUUGAAUGUCAGCAGUGUCGAGUGGCUUGAAUACCUUGGCAAGCUUGAAACACUUGAAGAUCUCUCAAUCAGGAACUGCAGAGCAAUUGGUGAAGGUGAUCUGAUAAAGCUAGGCCAUAGCUGGCGAAAGUUGAAGCGGCUACAAUUCGAAGUUGAUGCUAACUACCGGUACAUGAAAGUUUAUGAUCGUUUAGCUGUUGAUCGCUGGCAAAAGCAGUGGAUUUCAUGUGAUGAUAUGUUGGAACUUAGCUUGGUGAACUGCAUAAUCAGUCCAGGGAGAGGACUUGCGUGUGUGUUGGGUAAGUGCAAGAACUUACAGAAAGUUCACUUAGAUAUGUGUGUUGGAGUUAGAGAUUGUGAUAUAAUAAGCUUGGCCCGAGAAUCACGAAAUCUCCGCUCCAUUUCCCUCCGAGUUCCAUCAGAUUUUUCGCUUCCAUUGCUAGCCAACAACCCUCUGAGAUUAACAGACGAGAGCUUAAAAGCCUUAGCCGAGAACUGCUCCCAUCUUGAAUCAGUCAGAAUCUCAUUUGCAGAUGGUGAAUUCCCCUCACUAUCUUCAUUUUCCCUCAAUGGGAUCCUUGUUCUAGUUCACAUGUGCCCCGUCCGAGAGCUUGCACUCGAUCACGUCUAUUCCUUCAACGAUAUGGGGUUGGAAGCUCUCUGCUCAGCCUCCUAUCUCGAAUCUCUAGAGCUUGUAAGAUGUCAAGAGAUAAGCGACGAGGGGCUGCAGCUAGUGAGCCAGUUCCCUCAGCUGCAAAACCUACGGCUGAGCAAAUGCUUGGGGAUCACUGACGACGGGCUGAAGCCGCUGGUUGAUGCAUACAAACUCAAAUCACUGAUUGUGGAAGACUGCCCUCAGAUCUCUGAGAGGGGCAUCCAUGGCGCUGCGAGAACCAUAUCGUUCAGGCAAGACCUGUCAUGGAUGUAUUGAAACUUGCUGAGUUUUCUUCUCACAUCAACAGGUGAUUGAUUUACUAUAAUUAUUGUAACAUAUAACUAGGUCCAAAUUGUGUAUAGAAAAUAAUGGACUCAUUCAUUUGUUAAGUAAUUUACUUCUGCUUCACGUUUGUCUGUCCGUCUGUUUGUGAAACUAGAAAGAGAUGGAUUGGUGUUGCUUUCA